This is a messenger RNA of Stylophora pistillata, 2095 nucleotides long. RefSeq names its product serine/threonine-protein kinase PLK1. Gene Ontology annotation, biological process: mitotic spindle organization; protein phosphorylation. Lineage: Eukaryota; Metazoa; Cnidaria; Anthozoa; Scleractinia; Pocilloporidae. The record is from RefSeq and is a predicted model, not a curated record. Gene Ontology annotation, cellular component: kinetochore; nucleus; cytoplasm. Gene Ontology annotation, molecular function: ATP binding; protein binding; protein serine/threonine kinase activity.
AACUCUUUGUGGAACUCCAAAUUACAUUGCACCUGAAGUGCUCAAUAAGAAAGGACACAGUUUUGAGGUGGAUGUCUGGUCAUUGGGAUGUAUCUUGUACACUCUUCUUGUUGGAAAGCCACCUUUUGAAACCUCUUCCUUGAAGGAUACUUACCAGCGUAUCAAAAGAAAUGAAUACUACAUUCCUUCUAAAGUUUCUCACCCUGCACAACUUUUGAUUAUCAAGCUUUUACGACCAGACCCUGCCACAAGACCUGGCCUUCAACAAGUUCUAGAUGAUGAUUUCUUCAAGGGAUUCGCACCGAGCCGCAUGCCAGUCAGCAGUUUAACCAUGGUACCCAGGUUUGCCACGGGAUCUUCCUCAAACCUACUUGGUACAUCUAGAAGGCCACUCAAUGAGUUGAACGCACAAGAACCUGCCGUAAGCACUGCCAAGAAGGACAAGGCUGCCUUUUUGGAAAAAGUAAGCAACAGAAGGUCACUGGGUGUUCGAGUUUGUGGUGCGGAGAGUAAACUGAUUAUGCCUGGUGAAGCUGUUGCUGAGGAGCUAAAGGAGGAAAAUCAAGAAGAGAUACCCAAAGACUGUUAUCUUUCCCAACUACACAAGCUGAUUACGUCCUGUCUGGACACAAGACCUUAUCCUCCCCAUCGACCCUGCAUUAAUGAAGAUGAUGCUGAAGACCCAGCAUACGUUCCAGUAUACUGGGUUGGUAAGUGGGUGGAUUAUUCCGACAAGUACGGCUUUGGUUACCAACUUAGUGACAACAGUGUAGGAGUUCUAUUUAAUGACUUAACAAGAGUCAUUCUUUACCAGGAUGGAGACAAUCUGCAGUACAUUGAUGAAGAAGGAAAAGAGCAUUAUCACACACUAAAGGGUUACCCUAAAUACCUUGAAAAGAAAGUGACCCUUUUGAAACACUUCCUGACAUACAUGAAUGAUCACUUAUUAAAGGCUGGUGCAGGUGCCAAAGGUGCUAAAGAAGAUGAGUCUGCAAGGUUACCUUUCUUGAAACAGUGGUUCCGUACGAAAGAAGCCAUUGUACUGCAUCUCACUAAUGGCACUCUACAGAUUAACUUUUUCAAGGACCAUACCAAGAUUAUGGUGUGCCCUCUGAUGGGAGCAGUGACGUACAUUGAUGAGAGCAAAAGAUUCAGAACAUUCCCCCUGAAAAACAUUGAGAAACAUGGCUGUAGUGCCAGUAUAGCCAAACGGCUUAGCUAUGCUCGUAAAAUGAUAGAGCAAGUACAAGAAACUGAAAAGAGAGGCAACAAAGAUUAAAUAAUAUGAACUGAAUUUUGCUGGCUUUACUUGAGUUAGUAAUCUUUUCUUUCUGAUGUUUUUCUCUUGAUUUCUAGAUAAAAUAGAAUGAUAGGUUCCUCAUUUUAUUCAAUCAUAAUCUCUGUGUAGAAUUUUACUGUUUAUAGUGAUGAGUUGAAUCUUCAUUAUCAAACUAUUUACUUGCAAAGUAAUAGUAGAAGCUGUGAGCAAGUUGCACACGUGAGUUGUGCUUCUUUUCCAAACAUUUCUGUUGUUUCAUCUGAUGCUGAACAUUCAUCUUUUCUCAACCUCGACAAUUUGUGAAUGAAUUGGUGAUUUUGAUGCAACCAUUUUAUAGAUUAUAUGUUGAAGAUGAUUUUGAGACCAUAGGUCGACCACUUUGACAUGUAUCUCCAAUGAGAGCACAUACAGUGGCCUUGUAAGAAAUAAACCUCUCAGUGAGAAAAGGGAAGGAAUUCAAUCCUUAGAAGCUUCAAAUUAGUUGAAGGUAACUCCCAGAGUUAAUUUCAAGGAUUUUACUUAUUUAAAAGUGCUCAUCAAAUGAAAAUGAUUUGAUGAAAUUCAAGAUAUUAAUUUCCCUUCACAGCCUAUUAGACAUUAAAUACUCCCAAUGCUUUUCCAUUUGGUUAAGAAUAUGUGAAAAUAAUAGUGAAGUUACGAUGAUUUGUUCUAAAAACUAUGAAAAUGUGAAAGAACAUGUUCACAAUAGUUAAAAUGAAUACUUCUGUCAAUUGUUGUUUACUAUUAAUAGUUAUACUCCAUCAUUGUAAAUAGCCAUUUUACCUGUAAUAAAACAGUAACUCAAUUUCAUAUCUA